This is a messenger RNA of Protopolystoma xenopodis, 690 nucleotides long. The record is from the annotation of a GenBank genome assembly. Lineage: Eukaryota; Metazoa; Platyhelminthes; Monogenea; Polystomatidea; Polystomatidae.
AUGCCGACUACGAUGCCGGCGAAACGUCUGGGAAUGUACCACGUCCACGGUCAUACUCUUGAAAUGAUGAUGCAUACAAUGGACAUAGGACUAGGCCUUGCCUCCUCAUCUCGAGAUGUCUGUCUCGGCCAACAAACCAGCAAACUUGCAAUCGCGGCUGCGGCUCGUCAACGUGGUCAGUCGCCCGGAUGGAUCCGUCUGGUUGUCCAUUGGACACCCGGGUUAAUUUGUCAAGAUCAAAAUGAACCAUCCACCUUGGACCCUGGCCUUAUCGAACAUUUGUCUUCUUUGGGUGUCGUCUUGGUGACAAACUUUAGGCCAUUUUCUCUUGAGCUUCCUAACCUCUCGCUUGCUACACGAAAAGCAGCUCAGAUAGACUUAAGGCCUUACCUCAUUCCACACCAGAUUCGAUGUCGACUCUUUCAACGUGCUCUUUUGUCUAGUGUUGGCCAGAGUGAACCUCUCAAGACUCGGCAGUCCGUUUGCGAGGAGUUACGAGCACUACUAGCACAAAGGCUUGAAGAUUACAGCAUGGAAGAAAGGGAGCCAGGGACCAGAGAAAACGCUAAUUAUUUAGACCAAGUUGAGAGAGAAUGUAGCUCGGUUCUAAAUAUCAUUCUGGAUCAAGCCAUCACUUGGCCGCUGUCUUCAGAGUCUGGCAUAGGAUCCUCUCCUACGAAUGACGAGUAA